Molecule: messenger RNA, 273 nt
Organism: Knipowitschia caucasica
Lineage: Eukaryota; Metazoa; Chordata; Actinopteri; Gobiiformes; Gobiidae
Source: the annotation of a GenBank genome assembly
AUGCCUCAAAGGGACAUGGCGCGAAACACAUUUGAUCCCUCUAUCCCCCUCGCCUCUCACGGGGGAUCAGGCCCGGCAGGUGGGGAACAGGGGCAUUGUUUGGAUGGUGAGUCGGCGAGGACAUUACGCGGCGGUGGGCAGAAUGCAGGCGACCCGAUAGAGAAGCAUCAACUCUCGUUGUUUUUCCUGAGACGUUACCCGCAGGAUGAGGCCUCCAGCAGGUCUCAGGAGAGAGGAUGCUCCAUGACUUUCACACCUUCCACCUCAAGGUAG